This is a messenger RNA of Linum tenue, 2628 nucleotides long. Lineage: Eukaryota; Viridiplantae; Streptophyta; Magnoliopsida; Malpighiales; Linaceae. The record is from the annotation of a GenBank genome assembly.
CCGUUUCCGACUGACGGCACGGCACAGAAUUCCCCCAUCCAUCCCCCCGCGCCAAAGCCAUCUUCCGCUAAAAACACUCCCCGUCCAUGACCGUCUCCGGCGAUCUUCCAUCCCCGGCCGUCAUGACGUCCGUCUCUACCCCGCCGCUGCUCACCGGCGAGAGGGCCGUGGUUGUGCUGUUCAUCGCCUGCAUCAUGUUCUCUCUCCCGCCGUCUCUUCUCCUUCCCGGCGGAUUUCUGUCCUUCCUUUCCUUCUUCGCUCUCUGCGUCGAGAUCCGUGGCGAGAGCUCCGGUUCGCUCUCUUAUCUCAAGACUAGACCUGGUGCUUCAUCAGGGAUAUUGCUUGGUGCUGUUACAUUGCCUGCACUUAUGCUCUCCAGGCUGAUACAGCUCUCACGAGCAUUGUCACUUGACGAGAUUGAGCUUCGGGAAGUUGAUUAUCUACAGAUGCAAUACUGGGCCGCUUCAGUUAGCUGCUUUGCUGUGUUGAUCUUCCUCUCUUCAGUCAUAUGGGCUGCACCGGGAAGUUCACGCUCCCACUCACGCAGAGUACUAAUAUCUGCUAAGUUCAUCAUUGGAUGCAUAGUUUUGAUUGCAGCAUUUUACAAUAUCUCCCCUAACGUAUUCUUGCAGCUAUCCCUCAUGGCUUUGUCUGAUUGCUAUGCCUUUAUCCUCACAGGUAUGAGCACGACUACAAAGUUGAUGUGGGUGCUGUUCCAUGGACUUGCCACUGUGAAACUAAUGCUGCAUUUACUCGAGACAUUUCCUUCAUGUUCUUCCAUUGGGGAGACUCUUCUGGUGACGGCAGGACUUGUUCUCUACUUUGGCGAUAUAUCGGCAUGCACUAUUGCAAAGGCCAGUCUUCAUGGAUACUGGAGCUCUUCCGAGUUGGCAUUUGUGCAAAAUGGAACUAGAAAAAAUGAGAUUAGUACUGUCAUUCAGGGACUACUUCUUGGUCUUCUUCUGUUUCCAGUUGCCUUUAAAUUUCUGCUUCACGCACUAGAUUCCUUUCCAAGUGUGACAAGCUCGGGCACAAUGAUACAAAAUGAGAGAAGAAGAUCUCUCAUUUUCUUUGUUUCAUUUGGGUUAAUCAUGUUUGUGGUCAUGCCAUUGUGGAUGCAAUUUGUACAGGACUUUCAGAAACACCCACUUUUAUGGGUGGUCGAUUUUGUUUUCUCUGAACCAGCUAAAAGACUAUCCCUAUGUAUCUAUUGGGUGUGCUUGAUAUACGUAUCCGUGAGGCGUUUCUACUACAUAUCAAAGAACAGUAAGACUGAGCGGAUUCUUCUUCGGAAGUACUACCAUCUUAUGGCUGUUUCUAUGUUUGUUCCGGCAGUCAUCUUCCAGCCAAAGUUUCUUGAUUUAGCCUUUGGGGCAGCCUUGGCAGUCUUCUUGACAUUGGAGAUUAUUCGAGUAUGGAGAAUUUGGCCGCUGGGACAACUUGUUCACCAGUUUAUGAAUGCUUUCACUGACCACCGUGAUUCUGAGCUUCUCAUUGUCAGCCACUUCUCGCUCUUACUGGGAUGUGCACUUCCAAUUUGGUUGUCCUCUGGGUAUAAUGAUCGUCCCCUUGCUCCUUUUGCUGGAAUUUUGAGCCUUGGAAUCGGAGAUACAAUGGCAUCCAUGGUUGGGCACAAAUAUGGUGUUCUGAGGUGGAGCAAAACUGGAAAGAAAACUAUUGAAGGCACUGCAGCUGGCAUAACUUCUGUUUUGGCUGCCUGCUCGGUGUUGCUGCCUGUUCUAGCAUCCACUGGAUAUAUCUUCACACAGCACUGGCUCCAUCUUUUUCUGGCGGUUAUAGUCAGCGGGUUACUUGAGGCCUACACAGCACAACUUGACAAUGCUUUCAUACCUCUGGUUUUCUACAGCCUCCUCUGUCUGUAAAACCCCCACACAUUGAUUCGAAUCUGCAGGCUUCCUUCCCACGGCUCAUGACAUUCAAGCUUCCUGGUCCAAAUUGGUGCGACGUACUUUAUAUUGAAAAUCAGAUAACCAGAAAAAAAGUAAUGACAGAAACCAGAAGCAGGAAGGAGCAUGUUCUUCUGACCAAGUCAUAGAUCGACGACUUAACUUUUACAACUAACCCGUUAACAGAAGAGGCAGGAAAUGUUGAAGAAUUCAGGGAAAGCUAUAUUGAUUUUGUAAUAGAAGGUCACAUCAGUCAAAGACCUUGGACGACUAUCCUAUUCAACACGGCAGAGGAAUAUACCGAUUUGCUGCGGAAAUGAGAUCUGCUAUGGAGAGCAAGUACGGCUGUGAGGCCGUAUGUAGAAACUAGAAAUAUCCCGCCGGUCGGGGGAGACAAAAAGGAGAGGACAAGCUUCAGGGGAGAAAUUAUGUGGAUCCAAAUUUCCAUUCUUAGUCGGCGGCGUGUACAUAAAAAUUUCAACACGUAAAACAUGGAUUGUGUGGCAGAUAAUAAUUAGGAAGAACAUAUUGUGUUCCCCAUCUCCUCUGUUUCGUUUAAAAAGAUCAAUGAAUGUUGCAGUACUAACUGCAGUAUAGUGCAGCUGAACAGAAUUGAGAACAGGGUUACGGCGACAUGUAAUGCUUUCAUUGAUUUAACGAACUAUCGUUGUCAAACUUAACCUGUAACAACGUUUAUCAUAUUUGCAAGGAAAGAACUAGG